Anolis carolinensis (green anole) is the source of this 3159-nucleotide messenger RNA. RefSeq names its product L-amino-acid oxidase. Gene Ontology annotation, biological process: amino acid catabolic process. The transcript has 7 exons. The record is from RefSeq and is a predicted model, not a curated record. Lineage: Eukaryota; Metazoa; Chordata; Lepidosauria; Squamata; Anolidae. Gene Ontology annotation, molecular function: L-amino-acid oxidase activity. Bases 118 to 1635 code for a protein of 505 amino acids.
GUUUCAGUUGAGAAAGCCAAUCUUGGCAAAUCCCGAAUGACUGCUGGCUUGGAGUGCAUUUCAUUCUGGCUAUAAAACAAGGGAGCUCACUGACAUCUUUACAUUGACCACUGAAACAUGGGCCAGCACUCAGUCUUUCCAUUCUUGCUUUUUCUGGCAACACUGGUUUCCAGCAAUUAUGCUGCGAAAGAAGAAGAGUGGAUGGAGUGCUUUCGUGAUCCUGACUAUGAGGAGCUGCUAAAUAUUGCCAGGAAUGGUCUCAACAAGGCCUCCAAGCCAAAGACGGUUGUAAUUGUUGGGGCAGGAAUCAGUGGACUCACGGCUGGCAAAUUACUGAAAGAUGCCGGACAUCAGGUUCAUAUUCUGGAAGCCAGUGACCGUGUGGGUGGUCGGAUAAAGACCUAUCGCGAGAAGGAUUGGUAUGCGGAUGUGGGACCUAUGCGCCUUCCCAAGCACCACAGAAUUGUUCGCGAAUAUCUGAAGAAAUUCAACCUCGCUUUAAACCCGUUUGUUCAGAAUAAUGACAAUGCCUGGUAUUUAUUUAGAAACAGAAGGGAAAAAGUGGCAGACGUGAAAGCAAAUAGUAACCUCUUUGGAUAUGAACUGGAUCCCAAAGAGAAAGGAAAGACGCCCGAUGAACUUUAUUUGGGAACGUUGGAUAGGGUCACAAAAAACUGCACGCUUUUGAAGGCAAAGUAUGAUUCUUAUACUGCCAAGGAAUACUUAAUCAAAGAAGGCAAUCUGAGCAGAGGAGCCGUGGAUAUGAUUGGUACACUCGCAAAUCAAGAGGCUGCGUUCUAUCUUUCAUUUUUUAAUUCUGUAUUCAGUCAUGUAACUUUUUCAGAUGAUAACAGUUUGGAUGAAAUCACCGGUGGGUUUGACAAGCUCCCCAACGCUUUCCUCCAAACACUGCCUGGAAUAAUUCGCCUCAACAACAAAGUAGAGAAGAUUGUCCAUUCGGGCCGAAAAGCCACUGUGUUUUUCCACAAGAAGGGCAGAAGUGCCCUGUCCUGGCUGACCGCUGACUUUGUCCUUGUCACAGCUACGACUAAAGCCACUCGACUCAUUGAAUUCCAGCCUCCCCUUUCAAACACAAAGGCCCAUGGCCUCCGUUCCUUCCAUUAUGCAAGUGCCACCAAAAUUGCCUUGGCUUGCACAGACAGAUUUUGGGAGAGAGACGGGAUUCAAGGUGGAAGGUCAAUGACCGAUCGUCCAUCCCGAUCUAUCUACUAUCCAAGCCACAAUUUUACCAGUGGCCUCGGGGUCGUCCUGGCUUCUUAUACUACCCGGGAGGAUUCAAAUUUCUUCCUUCCCCUCAGUGAGGAAAAGUGUGUUGAUGUGGUGCUGAGUGACUUAUCACAGUUGCACAAUAUUUCCAAGGACUAUCUCAGAUCUGUUUGCAACAAACAUGUGGUUCAGAAAUGGAGCCUGGACGAAUUCUCCAUGGGGGCUUUUGCUGCUCCAGCUUCCUAUGAGUUCAGUCAGUUUUUCAAGGCAUUGGUUCAGAAUGAAGGAAGGGUUUAUUUUGCAGGAGAACAUUUAGCUCAUCCUCAUGCUUGGAUUGAGAGUGGUAUGAAAUCCGCAAUAAGAGCAGCAAGUGCCAUCAAUCUGAGGGCUGCUAAACCUGCCUUGUAGAAGCUGGAAAAAUUAGCCUGUGUCACACCUAUCCAUAAAAAAAUGACAGAAUGGAUAGACUUCCUCUACUUUUAAUGCACUGUGUGUUUGUGGCAGUGGUUAGGAAAGAGAAACAUGGACCAAAUUGUGACGUAGCCAAGCUUUAUUAUAAUACAAUCUUGCAAGUUUAGGUGUCUGAGUAAAUAGGCAUACACAAACAAAGUUCAGCACGUUUUGAUAUCUUCCUUUUUUUGGCCACUCAUUCGUUCCCUCCAUGGAGGGUUACAAUCUUUGGCACUGCUUAAAACAACUCCCUAACUUUCUAAAACAACAAGUCUUUUUUGCUUAUGCCAAAUGCACAGUUUUCUCAAAGUUACAACAAAGCAUACAAGCAUGCACCUAAAAAAGAGAACAUAUUUUUAUCUCUAUCAAAGUUAUAGGAAGGCCAGUAUACACUCGCAGGAUUGGAGCCUCUGGUAGCCUAGGGGAUAAAAGCCUUGUGACUUGAAGGUUAGGUUGCUGACCUGAAGGCUGCCAGGUUCGAAUCCCACCCGGGGAGAGCGCGGAUGAGCUCCCUCUAUCAGCUCCAGCUCCAUGAGGGGACAUGAGAGAAGCCUCCCACAAGGAUGGUAAAACAUCAAAACAUCCGGGCGUCCCCUGGGCAACGUCCUUGCAGACAGCCAAUUCUCUCACUCCAGAAGCAACUCCGGUUGCUCCUGACACACACACAAAAAAAAACCUCGCAGGAUUCAUAAUUCUUUACAAAAUGAACAUUUUACCAUCUCUAAAAAUAGAGAAGGUAACAUUCCUACAAUCUAUAGCAAGGAAAUAUUAGCAUGCAACAUUUCUAUAUCAAACAUCUCCAACCACAUAUUUGUAAAAGCAAUAUUUCUUCUCUCAAUAUUAACCAAGUGCCAUUCCUGUCUCCAUGUUUUUAAAGCUGGAUAGUCAAAGGAUUCCUUUCUGAUUUUUAAUAUUUUAUUAAUGAGUAGGAGCCAUGAUGUUAGAGAAUAUAUACAGCCAUCUCUGUAGUCUCAGGGUUUUCCCUGGCACUAUUGACACUAACAGAGAUUUUAUUUUCAAGAAAUCACCACCAACUUCACAGUGGAUAUACUUACACAUUCCUGACAGAAACUGCAAUUAAAAAAUCAGUGGAAAUAAACAUUAAUAAUAAUCUAUUGUGAUAGUUGAUUGAAGUGAGAAGAAUGGCUAAAUAAAUGCCCCCAAAAGAACAACUAGUAUAUGCAGAAAAAGGUCAAAUUGCUGCUUGCACACUUGGUCCACUUCUUCCAGGCCCAAUUAUGCUAUCUACAAGCCAAGAUGAAUAAACUAAUGUUGUACUUUUGACAUAGACACUAAUGAGAGCUGUAGUUGAACAGAGCUUGCAAAUUUUGCAAUGGUGUGGGGAAGAGUGACUUUUACCGAUAGUGUAUUUAUAUGCAAGAAAGUGACUGGGCAUUGGUUGGCAUCCCUCAGUAUGUUAUCAAACCAUGGCAACCCCUUUCCCAAAGUUUUGUGAACAUUAAAGAGACUGCAAGCAAGAAA